CGUCGAAUGAGUUUGGCCUCGUCAAUUUGAGUUGAAACCAAGAACGCUGCCGUCAGCACAAUGACAGAAUCUUUUGGACGGAACUAUAUUAUUGACUUGUUUUCAAGAUGUCGCAAUUCUCGUCAGUUAGUACUUUUCAUCGUCUUCAUCGCCCUUUUCCUAGACAACAUGCUGUUGACAACAGUAGUUCCAAUCAUUCCGAACUUCCUUUAUUUAACGCAAAACAAGGAAAUCCUUGUUAAUGACACUCGACAAGUACUGGUCAAUGUAACCGAGCCAGCGGUCAUCGAAACCAUAUGCUACAAUGUGACCAAAAAUAGAGAUUUCAAUGAAACGGAACGGGAAGGUCUCAUGAAAUAUAUCAAGAAACUCGCCAAAACCUAUGUUCCGCCGACACCACAGAGCUACAUGUGCGAGAAUAUUACGGUGGCUCCACAAGGCUACACAGAAAGUUAUGUGACUGAAUCUAACCUGGUGUAUGUGCCACAAACUCGACACCAGUUUCUAAGACACGCGACAGUGGUGGUAGGAUUGAUGUUUGCUUCGAAAGCUGUCGUACAGUUAAUCACUAACCCAUUUCUUGGACCAAUCACCAACAGGGUUGGUUAUAGUAUACCAAUGUUCACCGGUUUCGUUGUAAUGAUGGUGUCAACGAUAGUUUUUGCUUUCGCCAAUUCCUACUCCACAUUAUUCCUUGCCAGAUCCAUUCAAGGAAUCGGCUCUGCUUGUUCCAGUGUUUCAGGUAUGGGAAUGUUAGCAGAUAGAUAUCCAAACGAUGCUGAGAGAGGUAAAGCGAUGGGUAUUGCUCUCGGUGGCCUCGCUAUGGGAGUUUUAGUCGGUCCUCCUUUUGGUGGUAUAAUGUAUCAAUUUGGUGGUAAAGAAUUGCCGUUUCUCAUAUUAGCCUGCAUCGCUGUUAUUGACGGCUGUUUGCAGUUGAUAGUAUUACAGCUGAAAGUAAAACCAGAAGCACAAGAAGGAACCUCAUUAAAAGACUUAAUCAGAGACCCCUAUAUUUUGGUAGCUGCUGCCGAAAACCAUUCCAGCCGUGAACAGCGUGGCUGA
This is a messenger RNA of Octopus sinensis (East Asian common octopus), 1062 nucleotides long. Its product is annotated as synaptic vesicular amine transporter. The transcript is spliced from 8 exons. NCBI's taxonomy places the organism in Eukaryota, Metazoa, Mollusca, Cephalopoda, Octopoda, Octopodidae. Gene Ontology annotation, cellular component: synaptic vesicle membrane; terminal bouton. The record is from RefSeq and is a predicted model, not a curated record. Bases 61 to 1062 code for a protein of 333 amino acids. Gene Ontology annotation, biological process: transmembrane transport; aminergic neurotransmitter loading into synaptic vesicle; xenobiotic transport. Gene Ontology annotation, molecular function: xenobiotic transmembrane transporter activity; serotonin:sodium:chloride symporter activity.